CGCGAUGUACACUAAUUUCAUGCAAUCAAGAGACACCAACACAUUUUUAAUGACUAUUAUAUCCCUGACAAUAUUCACUCUUAUAAUAUUGUAGAGAUAUAUAUAAAAGCUAAUCUAAGUAAAAAAAAAACUAUAAAUCAUUUUGGGUAAAUGAGGUAACACAGUCCCAUAGCGUUUUGGCCCAUUUCGGAAUCCCGGAUCACGUUCCCACAAUCACCGCCGUUAAAAUGCGACGUUCUCCGUGCACCGACAGUAACUUUCCUAACCUCUUUUUGGGAUCGGCUACUCCGAGCCUCAGGUUUGGUUGGAGUCACACCUUUACCACUCGGUCUUCCUCACUCGGGCAAGUCACCCACCAACGAGAGAGGCACCAAAACCAGUCGUCCAAAACCAAGACCAAAUUUUUACUCUCCGAUGGCCGAUCACUCCGGCGAGUACGAAUCUGUUCAAACUCCACUCGUCAACGAUUCUUCAUCGGAUUCAGAUAACGAGACGGACAAGAAGUCCAAAGUCGACGCCGUCAAGGCCAAGAUCUAUCGUCUUUUCGGCCGUGAGAAGCCAGUUCACAAUGUGCUAGGCGGUGGAAAACCUGCUGAUAUUUUUCUCUGGAGGAACAAGAAAGUCACUGCAGGUGUGCUUGGCUUUGCUACUGCAAUUUGGGUGUUCUUUGAAUUGCUGGAGUACCACUUGCUUACACUAGUAUGCCAUGUAUUGAUUCUUGCUCUCGCGAUCUCUUUCUUGCUGUCAAAUGCAUCAACCUUUUUAAAGAAGUCACCACUUCAUAUCCCAGAAGUCGUUAUUCCUGAGGAUAUUGUUGUUUCUGUAGCAUCUGCACUAAGGACUGAAAUUAAUGGUGCUUUGGACAACCUUCGAGAUAUUGCAUCCGGAAAAGACUCGAAAAAGUUUCUUGGCGUUAUUGUUGGCCUGUGGAUUCUCUCAAUCUUAGGGAGCCAAUGCAACUUCCUUACCUUGUUUUACAUCAGUUUUGUGUUGCUCCACACUGUACCUGUGCUGUACGAGAAGUAUGAGGAUCAGAUUGAAGCCUUUGCUGAGAAGGCUGGUGUUGAAAUAAAAAAGCAAUAUGUCGUAUUUGAUGCUAAGGUUCUCAGCAAAAUUCCCAAAGGCCCCCUGAAGGGAAAAAAAUUGGCUUAGUUACUUAGAUGCGUGACUCUCUUGUUCGAGUAUUGUGUUUUUAACUAUAACAUGUUUUGUGGAAAUUGUUCUUCCAUUUAUUGGAUUUGUUUUGUGACAAAUGAUGUACAAGUAUAACAGUUCCGAAUCCCAUAUGAUGUUAUAGGUACUUAUGACUUUAAGAUUUCCUCCUGAACAUGGUUCUGGGCCCUAAUUGAUACGAAGUACUUCUUUCCAAGAGAAACUAAAUGUCA
Messenger RNA from Cuscuta epithymum, 1385 nucleotides. The record is from the annotation of a GenBank genome assembly. NCBI's taxonomy places the organism in Eukaryota, Viridiplantae, Streptophyta, Magnoliopsida, Solanales, Convolvulaceae.